AUGAGCAUAACUGGAGAUACCACAACUCCGAUUGGAGAAACUCCAAUUCCUGCAAAUCCUCCUAAGGCAGGAGGAUAUGACAUCAAUCACCCAUAUCAUCUCAAUCACUCAGAUUCACCUGGAAUGACUUUGGUCAACACUGUGUUUGAUGGAAAAGGCUACCCAGGUUGGAAGAGAUCCAUUCUCCUUUCCCUUUCAGCCAAGAAAAAGCUUGGUUUCAUCAAUGGAGCUUGCAAGACUCCAGUUCUCGACUCAACUGAUUUUGAGCAGUGGAGUUGUGUCAAUGACAUGGUCACAUCUUGGAUCUUGAAUGCACUAUCAAAAGACAUUGCUGACAGUGUGAUUUAUUCAAAAACAGCAAAGGAACUUUGGGACAGUUUGGAACAGAGGUUUGGGAAGUCUAAUGGUGCAAAACACUUUCACAUGCAAAAAGAAUUAUCAGGAUUAACACAGGGUAAUGCUGACAUUGCAGGAUAUUUCACCAAACUUAAGAGGCUGUGGGAUGAACUAGAUGCUUUGAAUGUAAUCAUAACAUGUUCAUGUGUGUGUUCAUGUGAUGGAAAAGCAAAACUAACUAAGUCCUUGGAGGAUCAAAGGCUAAUUCAAUUUCUAAUGGGUUUGAAUGAUGUGUAUGCACAAGCAAGAGGAAACAUUCUUAUGAUGAGUCCUCUACCUCGCAUGGAUAUUGCAUACUCUUUACUGCUACAGGAUGAGAAUCAAAUAGAGAUAUAUGCAAAUGCACAUUUCUCUUCAGAUUCUGCAUCUUUCAUGGUGGCUGGACAGGGAAAGAAACCAAAUGCUCAAGUUUUUGCUGAUUUUGCAGCAUUCAUGGCAGCAGGACAAGGAAGAAACAUUCAGAAGUUUAGGAAUCAAAGUCCUAAAGGACCAAUAGGACACACUCAAGAGGACUGUUUCAGACUGAUUGGUUUCCCAGAUGAUUUUGAGUUCACUAACACAAAAGUUUAUCAUAAUAAUGUGAAGGCAAAUGUGGCAGUAACUCAUGAAGAAGAUAGUGGAACAGGCCAGAACAAUGAGGGAAACAAUAGCAACUUUGGUGGACACCAUUUCAGCAAAGAACAGAUUGCAGAGAUGAUGGAAAUAUACAAACAAGCAAAAUCAAUACAAGGUGGAGGAUCAGGUAUCAAUGCAAAUGCUGUGGCUGGUACUAUUCUGAAAUACUCAGGUUCAGCAUUUACUAGUUUAAAAACAGAUUCAUGGAUAAUUGAUUCUGGAGCAUCAGAACACAUGUGUUUUGACCCUAAUUCUUUCCUGUUUCUUAUUCCACUCCCAGUACCUUUGAACAUUAAUUUGCCUAAUUCUUUCAAGGACCUUUCAAUGAGGAGUCCUCAAGUUUUUGGUGAAGUUAGAGAAGGUCUUUAUAUUCUAGAGCCUAGUAGUUUCAAGUUCAGUAAUAAUGUAAUUUCAGUUUCAGAAGCAAGAAAUUCUAGUUCUAGGUCUGUUUUAAAUUCAGAAUCAAUUCAUGUCAAUGUGAUACCUGAUGUAAAGCUUUGGCAUGAAAGGUUGGGACAUGUUCCCUUUUCAGCAAUGAAACAUUUACAUUUCUUUCAUUGUGGCUCAAAUUUUGAUUUCAUUUGUGAUAUCUGUCCUAAAGCUAAACAGACUAGAAUUCCUUUUCCCAUCAGUAACAUAAAAACCAAGCAUGUUUUUGAUCUUAUACAUGUUGAUACUUGGGGACCUUACAAAUCUAGCACAUACAAUGGUUUCAAGUAUUUCCUAACUAUUGUAGAUGACUACAGUAGAGGAACAUGGACAUUUCUGUCAAGUGCUAAGAGCAAUGCUUUUCCCAUGUUAAAAUGUUUCCUGUCUAUGGUGGAGAGACAAUUCAAUGUCAAAGUUAAGAUGAUAAGAUCUGACAAUGCUUUAGAGUUAGGAAAGGGGUCAUUGGAAGCAGAUUUUCUUGCAUCAGAAGGAAUCAUACAUCAGCUAAGUUGUGUUGCUACUCCUCAACAAAAUGGGAUUGUUGAGAGAAAGCACAGACAUCUCUUAGAAGUGGCAAGGGGUCUAAUGUUUCAGUCCAGUCUACCAAUAUCAUGUUGGGGAGAAUCUAUACUCACUGCAACACACAUCAUAAAUAGGUUACCUUCCAAGGUUCUCAAUGGUAAGACCCCUUUUGAAGUUCUUUUCAAGCAAAAGCCUAAAUAUGAUCAUUUGAGAAACUUUGGUUGUUUAUGCUAUGCCUCUACUUUAAAACAAGGAAGAAGUAAAUUUGAUCAAAGGGCAACUGCUUGUGUGUUGAUUGGUUAUCCUUUGAAUCAGAAAGGAUACAAGCUAUUAGAACUAGAAACCAAGAAGAUUUUUGUUUCUAGAGAUGUAAAGUUCUUUGAAUCACAUUUUCCAUUUGCUAAACUUAAGCCCAUUCACAAUCCUAUCUUUUCAGACUCACCACUCUCUUUGGAUCCUACUCAACAGACACAGGAUCGAAUAUCCACUGGUGAAGUUAUGGAGGAUAACUAUCCAUCCUUUCCAUCCUCACCUUAUUUCCACUCUCACUCCCCUGGUCCUUCUACUCCUUCCUUCACACCCUCCUCUUCUCAAUCUGAUUCACCUGUCCCUCACACCAGUCCCAACAUAUAUCCAAUCCAACCUCCUAACCCUGCACCUAUAUAA
Molecule: messenger RNA, 2628 nt
Organism: Nicotiana attenuata
Lineage: Eukaryota; Viridiplantae; Streptophyta; Magnoliopsida; Solanales; Solanaceae
Exons: 3
Coding region: 1-2628 (875 amino acids)
Biological process (GO): DNA integration
Molecular function (GO): nucleic acid binding
Source: RefSeq, a predicted model, not a curated record